GUCUGCGCCGCCUUGCACAACCUUCAGCUCCUUGCUUGGCAGGAUCAAACGACCACAUUUCACUUUCCACUUGUCGAGCAAGGGUGCUUGCUCAACGCCGCCCCUCGACCAAGUCCGCCCCUAAAUAUAUCCCCGCGGAUCGCUCCCGCCUCAAAUUGCCAACCUUCUCCUUCUUACUCUCGUUGUCUCCUGUUGUUGGAGCUUCCAAAGCCUCCUUUACAGUCGCAUCCACUGUUUGGCCUCCUCAUCGCCUUGCAAACAUCCAGGAUUGACUGUAGCUUCGGAACGCCGUAUUGGCCUGACGACUCACAAUCUCGCCAUCAUGGCGAACCGUCCCCCGACGAGCGCGUUUCUAGGAGAGAAGACGAGUACGAAGAGUUCGGCCAGGUCGCGUUCACGAUCACCCAGACCACAGGCAAAGAAACAGUCGCAACGACAGGAGAAAGUAAUGCGUUACACCUCCGAGGGCGUCAGCGAUCAUAAUGUCUUCAACCUUCCGAGCUCUGACUGGCAAUUGCUGGGUCUCCUGACGCUGGUUGCCUGCGUAGUACGUCUCUACAGGAUCUAUCAGCCCAGCAGUGUUGUAUUCGACGAGGUCCACUUCGGCGGAUUUGCUUCGAAAUACAUCAAAGGGAGAUUCUUUAUGGAUGUUCACCCACCUCUGGCGAAAUUGCUAAUUACUCUCGCGGGCUGGUUGGCUGGUUUUGAUGGAAACUUUGAUUUCAAGGAGAUCGGAAAAGACUACAUCGGACCUGGAGUUCCCUAUGUUGCUAUGCGGCUUUUACCCGCCGUUCUGGGUGUCUUGACGAUCCCGACUAUGUUCCUGACUUUGAAGGCUACCGGCUGUCGAACCACGACGGCUGCUCUGGGAGCUGGCUUGAUCAUUUUUGAAAAUGCGCUUGUCACCCAAUCACGACUUAUCCUCCUUGACUCACCCCUUGUCAUCUUCACCGCUAUCACUGCCUUAGCGUUUACAAGCUUUACAAAUCAGCAUGAGCAAGGUCCCUCCAAAGCCUUCCAACCUUCAUGGUGGUUCUGGUUGGCGGCUACGGGACUCGGGCUAGGUGCGACUGUGAGCGUCAAGUGGGUCGGCCUCUUUACCAUUGCUUGGGUCGGCAGCUUGACUCUCUUGCAACUAUGGGUCUUGCUUGGGGACACGACGAAUGUCACUCCUCGCAUCUGGUUCAAACACUUCUUCGCCCGAUUUUUCUGCCUCAUCGUCAUUCCUCUUUCCUUCUACAUGGCCAUGUUCGGUAUUCACUUUCUUUGCCUCGUCAAUCCCGGCGACGGUGAUGGUUUCAUGUCGUCAGAAUUCCAGGCCACUCUCAACUCGAAAGGGAUGCAGGAUGUGCCGGCGGAUGUUGCUUUCGGUAGCAGAAUUUCUAUCCGCCAUCACAACACCCAGGGUGGCUAUCUCCAUUCGCACAGUCACAUGUACCCGGAGGGUAGCAAACAGCAACAGGUUACACUAUACCCUCACAAGGAUGAGAACAAUAUCUGGGUGCUGGAGAACCAGACGUUACCAGAACCAUUGGAUCCCAAUGGGCCAAAACCGUCCGGGCCAAUGGCAUGGGAUAACCUGGGGCCGCUCUUUGUGGAAGAUGGCGCGAUAAUCCGGUUGUAUCACUCGACCACGCAUCGACGGCUCCACUCUCAUGACGUGAGACCGCCGGUCACAGAAGCAGAUUGGCAGAAUGAAGUGUCUGCCUAUGGAUACGAAGGAUUUGAGGGAGACGCCAAUGAUCUUUUCCGCGUUGAGAUUAUCAAGUCAAUGUCCGACGGAGCCGAGGCCAAGAAGCGUUUGAGAACAAUCCAGACCAAGUUCAAGCUAGUCCAUAUGAUGACAGGCUGUGUUCUGUUCUCGCACAAAGUCAAGUUGCCCGCUUGGGGAUACGAACAGCAGGAGGUAACUUGCGCCCGCGGAGGCACUCUUCCCAACAGCGUCUGGUACAUCGAGGCGAACUAUCACCCUAAACUGAAGGAGGACGCCGAGAAGGUCAACUACCGCAAACCGGGCUUCCUCGGAAAGUUCUGGGAGCUACAAAAGGUCAUGUGGCGUACCAACGCUGGCCUCGUUGAAUCGCACGCCUGGGACUCCAGGCCCCCCUCGUGGCCUAUCCUUCGCCGUGGGAUCAACUUCUGGGGAAAGCACAACAGGCAAAUCUAUCUCAUUGGCAAUCCUCUGAUUUGGUGGACGUCCACCGCUAUCAUUGGUUUAUAUGUCAUCAUCAAGGGGCUUGCAGUACUUCGUUGGCAACGAGGGUACAAAGACUAUUCAAAUGUCACCUUCAAGCGCUUCGACUACGAGGUCGGCACGUCCAUCCUCGGAUGGGCAUUCCAUUACUUCCCGUUCUAUCUUAUGGCUCGGCAGCUCUUUUUACAUCAUUAUCUCCCCGCAUUGUACUUCGCAGUCAUGGCACUCUGCCAAGUCUACGACUUCAUCAGCUACAGGUUCAGCGCCCUUCGGAUCAAGAAGUACCCCGCCGUCGGACAAGCGCUUGCUGUGGCGUUCUUGGCUGCCAGUAUCACGGUUUUCACCAUCUACUCGCCACUUGCAUACGGAAAUCCGUGGACAAGGGCUCAGUGUAACAAGGUGAAACUGUUCAACACCUGGGACUGGGACUGCAACAAUUUCCUCACAUCCUAUGACCAGUACAUUACCACUACCACCCCCGCUGUAUCUGUUCCUUCCUCGCCGGCGCCAGUAGCACCUCCAGCGGCCAAACCGCCUGUCCAAAAUGCACAUGGCGGAGAUGUGAAGCAGCCCCAGGACCCAAACGUCUCCGAAAAGGCCGCCGUAUCGCCUCCGCCGCCUGAGAAGGAGCUGCCCAUUCUGUCCAAAGAACAGCGAAUAGAAUACCGUGACGAGAACGGACGCAUACUGAACGAGGAGGAGGUCAAAGCACUCGAAGGAAAGGUAAGUUUUAAGACCCGUUAUGAGACCCGCACUAGAGUAGUGGAUGCACAGGGGAACGAAAUCCGCGACGAGCUCAUAGAUGCCCGAGUCGUGGACGGAUCCCCCGUUGCUCCUCCUCAUCCCGACGUCGAGGGUAGAAAUCCGGAGACAAAGGAGGAGAAGGGAGAAGCCGAGGCGAGCGAUGCACCCCCUACCGUAGAGGCGGUGGAGGAUCAGCAAAAGGAGAGGAGCGUCGAAGCGGAGAAGAAGGACGCUAAACCGGCGAGCGAGGCGCAAGCCGCAACGGAAAACUAAUCAAAAUGGGGCAAGGCGUGGCAUCUUCGAAGUUGGGCCGUGUCAUUCUCGACGCAAGUUAUGGAGGCAUUCGUGCUUCAUUCUCCAUUCUCCACCCUUUUCCUA
Messenger RNA from Westerdykella ornata, 3316 nucleotides. Its product is annotated as dolichyl-phosphate-mannose-protein mannosyltransferase 1. NCBI's taxonomy places the organism in Eukaryota, Fungi, Ascomycota, Dothideomycetes, Pleosporales, Sporormiaceae. Gene Ontology annotation, molecular function: dolichyl-phosphate-mannose-protein mannosyltransferase activity. Gene Ontology annotation, cellular component: endoplasmic reticulum; membrane. Bases 323 to 3211 code for a protein of 962 amino acids. The transcript has 5 exons. Gene Ontology annotation, biological process: protein O-linked glycosylation via mannose. The record is from RefSeq and is a predicted model, not a curated record.